AGCACGGGAGUGGAAAUUGUUGGGGUGUUUUUAUUUACAAAAUUCAGUGAUUCAUAGCAAAACAUCUGCAAAAAUUUACAAAUUCUGCGGAAAUCCAUGAAGUUGAUCGUUUUCUGUACGGUUUAACUGUUGCUUCUGCUUUGCCUUCUACUAGUUAAAAGUUGCCUGUUUCAUUAUAGUCAUGGGACUGUUCGGAAAAAGUCAAGAACGUAACCCGAAGGAUUUGGUUCAAGAAUGGUCUUCAAAGCUGAGAAAAGAAUCAUUGGCGCUAGACCGGCAGAUUCGAUCCAUUCAAAGGGAGGAAGAUAAAAUCAAGCGGUCUCUCAAAGAGGCUGCCAAGAAAAACGAUAAAGAGGUUUGUACCAUCUUUGCCAAGGAGCUGAUCCGGUCCCGAAAGGCUAUCAACAAGAUAUAUACGAGCAAAGCACACAUAAAUUCGGUGCAACUGCAGAUGAAAAACCAAUUGGCCACGAUACGAGUUGCCGGGUCACUUUCCAAAUCGACGGAAGUGAUGCAAGCGAUGCAGGCUUUGGUUAAAUUACCGGAAGUGGCCGCCUCGAUGCGGGAAAUGUCGAAGGAAAUGAUGAAGGCCGGCAUCAUCGAGGAGAUGAUUGACGAGACGAUGGAAUCGCUAGAAGAUGUGGAUGAGAUGGAGGAAGAGGCCCAGAAGGAGGUCGAUAAGGUGCUGUGGGAAAUCACGGCUGGCAAGCUGGGCGAGGCACCAUCUGCUCCGAUGGCCGCACCGGCCAAGGAGAGUGAAGGCGAAGCUUCCGGCGUGGCCUCUAUGGACGCCGAAGAGGACGAGGAAGAUAUGAAGGACAUGCAAAGUCGGCUGCAAGCGUUAAGGUCUUAGAAUAAACGCAGGGAAUGUAACCGCUUUCUACUUACUUCUUAGCCGUUCAAUUUAUGUACUUCUGUUUGACUCGAUUACUUUUACUAAUAGUCAGAUGUUAAGCUUCCUUCUGCUUGACGGAGAAGGGAGUUUUUUUUUCUUUAGCGUACCGCAGUGUCCUCUUGUUAGUUUUGUAUAUAUAAAUUGAAGGAUAAGUUUGUUUUUCCUUUCUUAAGUUACUCACAACUGCUAUGAGAUCAAGUUAGGAAGUACAAGAUUAUUGAGAGGCCCGUUAAGCAGCUGCUGCAUCCGAGCUAUUUACCGUUCGUCGUUACUGUGUGGAACGAUUCAAACAAUUUACUGUGAAAAUUGAAUGUAUUAACCAGUUUAGUUAUAUACUUACCAAAGUAAUAAACUUUGAAUCCAUAUAAUACCAAAAGUUGAUUUCAAUACUGAUUCUAGCCGAAAUUUCUGAUAUGUGUCAUUUUAAAAACCAAACAUCUCGUUUUCUUU
Molecule: messenger RNA, 1345 nt
Organism: Uranotaenia lowii
Lineage: Eukaryota; Metazoa; Arthropoda; Insecta; Diptera; Culicidae
Product: charged multivesicular body protein 3-like
Exons: 2
Coding region: 182-853 (223 amino acids)
Biological process (GO): late endosome to vacuole transport; endosome transport via multivesicular body sorting pathway; protein transport
Cellular component (GO): ESCRT III complex; multivesicular body
Source: RefSeq, a predicted model, not a curated record